AUGGCGUCUGAAGAUGCCGUGUACCGCGAGUCGUCGCAGUUCCGCCUGUGGUCCUUCUCCCCAUCCCAGCUCGAGACCCUCCGGGAGCAGACAAACGCGUUAGCCCACGAGAGCAUUGAAGAGCGCCGGCGCGAAACAAGUAACGGUGCCAACGGCAAUGGCAACGGCAGUGGCAACGGCAGCGGCAGCGGUAGCAACGGCGAAGACGACAAAGGCACGCCCUCAGGGUCAGGUUCUACAGUGGUCUACCUUACGCCGGCGGAGGAAAAGAUGCUGCUCGACUUCUACACAGUCGAGCUGCUGCGCGCCGCCAAGUUCACAGAACAGCCGACCGACGUGCAGGCCACAGCCGCCGUCUUUUUCCGGCGCUUUUACAUCACGCACAGCAUCAUGACGUACCCGCCCGCCCAGCUGUUCAAGACGGCCCUCUUUUUCGGUGCCAAGUCCGAGGGCUAUUACCACAAGCUCGACGGCUUUGCCGAAAAGUUCCCCAACACGACAGCCGCCGAUAUUUUGGCCGGCGAGUUUUUGCUGUGCCAGGGCAUCCGCUUUUCCUUUGACGUAAAGCACCCGUUCCGAGCCCUGGAGGGUGCUGUCAUGGAGCUGCGGCGACUUGUCGAUGUGGACGCCCAGACGAGUAAUUCUGCAAACGACGAAGAAGAAAUUUCCGACAGCCGUGUGUCCAAUGCCCACCGCCGCGCCCGCGAGAUCCUCAAGUUCAGCCCGCUCGUCACCGACGCCUACUUCCACUACUCGCCCUCCCAGAUCAUGUUCGCUGCGCUGUGGCUGGCCGACCGUGCACUGGUCGAGCGUCUGCUGCUCGGCGAGACGUUCCACCGCCCCGCCAGCCUGGGCGCCGCGGCGGCGGACGUGGCCACCCCGAUCCUGCCCGGCGGCGGCAGCGCCAACAAAAAGAAAAAGACCGAGGCCGCCGACUGGGAGCGCGUCAACGGCGCCGGCGUGCGCGACCGCGUGCUGAGCACGAUCCAGCGGUGCAGCGAGCUCCUGGCCACCGAGCCGCCCGAGCGGUUCACCGAGUACUGGGGCCAGCCCGAGUCCAACAACAUCAUCAAGCCGCUUCUCAAGAAGCUCAAGCUGUGCCGCGACCCGGACCGCUUCAACCUAGUCGCCCUGCAGCAGGCCAAGAAGGAGGGUGCGGUCAAGUCGUAUGCCAAGACAUCGACGCACGUGGCGGGCGGCAUGGACGACGAUGCCGCCGUGUUUGGCAAGACCCUAGGGACGAUCAGUGGCUCUGAGACAGGAACGAAUACGCCCGACAGUCUGCACGAGGCGAAGCGACGCAAGGUGGCCAAGCUGGAGGAUCCGUUUGGGCCGCCCCUGAAAUGA
This is a messenger RNA of Sporothrix brasiliensis 5110, 1347 nucleotides long. RefSeq names its product cyclin-like protein. Gene Ontology annotation, biological process: regulation of cyclin-dependent protein serine/threonine kinase activity; regulation of transcription by RNA polymerase II. Bases 1 to 1347 code for a protein of 448 amino acids. The record is from RefSeq and is a predicted model, not a curated record. Gene Ontology annotation, molecular function: cyclin-dependent protein serine/threonine kinase regulator activity. Gene Ontology annotation, cellular component: nucleus; transcription factor TFIIK complex. Lineage: Eukaryota; Fungi; Ascomycota; Sordariomycetes; Ophiostomatales; Ophiostomataceae. The transcript has a single exon.